AUGCAGAUCAUCACCCUUCUGCUUGCGCUCUGCGCCAGUACGACCCUCGCCAAACCCCUCGCGAUGCCCCAGAGCGGUGAAGAUCCGAACUGGAAGCCUUCUCCAGGUACUACAGUCACGUGCGAUACCAAGUCCGACAAGUUUCUUGGUCUCUACGUCGGUCCUCAGAUGGGGCAAGUGCUCAACCAAGGUUGCGCUGCCAUGAUGCCCGAUUGCGCCUACCCCGACAAGCAUCCAGGCAUCCUUUGCACCAAGACCAUUGACUUCGCACUCGAUGGACCCAAGAGCAGCAUCCAGAAUGCCCUCGUCCAAGGCCCCGACGGAAGACUCCCCGGCUGGAAGGCAAAACUUGCCGUCUACCCUCCCGCGCAGCCCAAGAAUGAAGCUGGCGUCUUCUGGCAGGUCAAGGAUUGCUAUGGCUACUUUGCUCACUUGCUCGUCAACUGGGUGGACAAGGGCGGCUGUCAUAGCAACGCUGGGUUUGGUCUUGGCAACAUCACCGCUGGGGUUGAGAGCUCGCUUGAAGGCACCAUCUUUGAGGUUACUGUUGUGCAGGCGGAGUAG
Molecule: messenger RNA, 564 nt
Organism: Plenodomus lingam JN3
Lineage: Eukaryota; Fungi; Ascomycota; Dothideomycetes; Pleosporales; Leptosphaeriaceae
Source: RefSeq, a predicted model, not a curated record